UUUUAUAUUUUUUCUUUCACUCCGUACUCCGUAUUUUGUCCGUCCUACUGACCGACAGCAGUCAGCAGUGCAGGGAUCUUGAUCUGUAGUGUGUAGGCCCAGGUCAAGAACAACAAACCUACGAGAGUAGAACAGCAUUUCAUAAUGAUACGGUCUCAACUUGUACGUCUUGUUAGAACAGUACACAGCAAAGGAAAUUUCACCGCAGACCUUGGAAGUAUCGGAAGACCAUGUGGAAAACUGGCGUCCUGUCCUGUUCAAGUGACGUGCCAGAGAAACUUCCGUGCCACGGCUGUCAGAGGGGAUGAGAGCCAGGACUCGAAUGAUGCACCAGGAAGGCCACUGGCCCGACCUCGCAUCAAGAACAAAAAGAGGGCGGGGGUCAAAGUGAGCCAAGAGCUAGAGCAGGCGGCCGUGAAAGCAGCCAAGUCACUGCCCGGCGACUGGACGAAGACAGCAGAUGAGUUGUUGGCUCGACUUUCGUCACAUCAGGAGCCCAAGGUCAUGUCGCAAGAGGAGCAGGCAGGAGAGGUUCCCCCGGCAAGAGAUGUGAGUGAGCCCUCAUUGCUGGAAACAAUGCAGGUUGGCAGAGGCUUCAAACCACAGAGAGGCCGUGGUGAUGGCGGAGACCAGAGAAGUGGUGGGCUGGGGCUGCAGGAUGACGACAUGUACAACAGAAGUGCCACCCAGUUUUCAGGAAGCCGUACACAAAUGGGUGGGCGACGAGUGGCCAGAGGGCGACUCGGCGACUGUUCUGGGCCAGGGUCUGUCGGAGCGAGUGGAGCAGGAGAAGCUCCACCACAUGCAGGGCGGCCUGCCCAGGAACGCCUUUGAGGAAAUGAUUGAGUGGACCAGGGAGGGGAAGAUGUGGACCUUCCCCGUGGACAACGAAGCAGACAUGUGGGAGGAGCGACAGUACAAGUUCCACCAGCACGUGUUCCUGGAUGGUGACCUUGAGCAGUUCCCGGCCCGCGGGCCAGUGAGAAAGUUUAUGGAGCUGGUGGUGCUCGGCCUGAGCCAGAACCCGUGGAUGUCUGUUCCCGAGAAACGUGGACACAUUGCCUGGUUCGCCGAAUACUUCCGGGAGAAACAGGACCUGCUGGAAUCUUCUCUGGGCCUGGAGGGGAGGAUGAAAGAGAAGGAGGGAGUGAAGGAAGGAGAGUAGGGAGGGGAUAGGUGGGAGGAGGGUGUGAAGGAGAGAGGGGAUACGUGGAGUGGGAGAAGGAGGAAGUGGAGGAGGGGAUGGGUGGGAGAAGGAGAAAGGGAAGGAGGGAGAGUAGGGAGAUGGAUGGAAAGAUGAAAGGGAUUGAGGGAGGUGUUGGGUCGGAGAAGAAAGGAGUGAAGGAGGGAGAGUAAGGAGGGGAUUGGUGGGAAGAUGAAAUAGAGAGACAGGGAAAAGAUAGAGAGAGACAUGGUCAGGGAAAAGACGGAGAGGUAUCUUUGUACGGGAAAUUGUGGAAAUGUUCAUGGAGUGUGUAUCAAAAUGUAGUCAAACAAUAUCUUAUUUUGAGAACUUGUGAUGCCUGUUGUGUGAUAAAUUUGUUCAGUCCUUAUUAUAAAUGAAAGUUGGUUCUGAAGGAAUAAAUUGUGAGAUUGUCUGAAAAA
Aplysia californica (California sea hare) is the source of this 1605-nucleotide messenger RNA. RefSeq names its product 28S ribosomal protein S31, mitochondrial. Lineage: Eukaryota; Metazoa; Mollusca; Gastropoda; Aplysiida; Aplysiidae. The record is from RefSeq and is a predicted model, not a curated record. Gene Ontology annotation, cellular component: mitochondrial small ribosomal subunit. Gene Ontology annotation, molecular function: structural constituent of ribosome.